Messenger RNA from Corylus avellana, 1764 nucleotides. Its product is annotated as aldehyde dehydrogenase family 2 member C4. NCBI's taxonomy places the organism in Eukaryota, Viridiplantae, Streptophyta, Magnoliopsida, Fagales, Betulaceae. The record is from RefSeq and is a predicted model, not a curated record. Gene Ontology annotation, molecular function: oxidoreductase activity, acting on the aldehyde or oxo group of donors, NAD or NADP as acceptor.
UACCUCUUGGGUUCUCUCUCUCUCUCUCUCUCUCUCUAUCUAUAUAUAUAUAAGUUGGAGCCAUGGUUGUUCUAAAUAAGCAGUGCAUAUAAUUCAGAAAGAGGAGAUUUGUUUUCACAGAGGAGGAGAGAUGACAAGCCACUGCAAUGGCAACAUGGACUCUUUUGUAAAGGUGCCAACCAUAAAGUUCACCAAGCUCUUCAUCAAUGGAGAAUUUGUUGACUCCAUUUCAGGAAAAACAUUUGAGACGAUAGACCCAAGAACGGGGGAGGUGAUUACGAGGGUGUCGGAAGGUGACAAGGAAGACGUUGACUUGGCCGUGAAGGCAGCUCGUCAAGCUUUUGACAAUGGUCCAUGGCCCCGUUUACCCGGCAGCGAGAGAGGAAGGAUUAUGAUGAAAUUCGCGGAUUUGGUUAACCAACACGUGGAAGAAUUGGCAGCAUUGGAUACGAUUGAUGGUGGGAAAUUGUUUGGUUCAUGCAAGUCUAUGGACGUUCCAGGGGCAGCAAAUUGUCUACGAUACUAUGCGGGGGCGGCGGACAAAAUUCAUGGGAAUGUGUUGAAAAUGUCACGCGAGUUUCAUGGGUAUACAUUGCGUGAGCCAAUUGGUGUGGUAGGACACAUCAUUCCUUGGAAUUUUCCCACCAUCAUGUUCUUUGGAAAGGUUAGCCCUGCCUUAGCCGCUGGGUGCACCAUGGUCCUCAAGCCUGCUGAGCAAACACCACUUUCCGCUCUCUAUUAUGCUCAUCUUGCUAAGUUGGCUGGCAUCCCUGAUGGAGUGCUAAAUGUCGUAACGGGGUUUGGACCAACCGCUGGUGCUGCCAUAAGCUCUCAUAUGGACAUUGAUGCGAUAAGUUUUACUGGCUCCACGGAAGUCGGGCGAGAAAUAAUGCAGGCUGCAGCAAAAAGUAACUUGAAAACAGUCUCACUUGAAUUGGGAGGUAAGUCGCCCCUUGUAAUUUUUGAUGAUGCUGAUGUAGACAAAGCUGCUGGGCUUGCUCUUUUGGGCAUCCUUUAUAACAAGGGAGAAAUAUGUGUGGCAAGUUCUCGUGUUUUUGUUCAAGAAGGGAUUUAUGAUGAAUUUGUGAAGUUGUUAGUGGAAAAGGUGAAAGCUUGGAAAGUUGGGGAUCCUUUUCAUCCUAAAACUCAACAAGGUCCACAGGUUGAUAAGAAGCAAUUUGAGAAGAUCCUUUCCUACAUAGAGCAUGGGAAGAGACAAGGAGCAACCUUGCUAAGUGGUGGUAACCCAUUGGGGGACAAGGGGUACUAUAUUGAGCCAACCAUUUUCACUGAUGUCAAGGAGGACAUGCUAAUAGCAAAGGAUGAAAUAUUUGGGCCUGUAAUGGCACUCAUGAAGUUUAACACAAUUGAUGAGGCGAUUAAGAAGGCCAACAACACUACAUAUGGGCUUGCAGCAGGUAUCGUGACCAAGAACUUGGAUGUGGCCAACACUGUGUCGAGAUCAAUUCGUGCUGGGGUCAUUUGGAUCAAUUGCUAUUUGGCUUUCGAUCAAGACUGCUCUUAUGGAGGGUAUAAGAUGAGUGGAUUUGGAAGAGAUUGUGGUUUGGAAGCCCUCGACAAGUAUCUUCAUGUUAAAUCUAUUGUGACUCCCAUUUACAACUCUCCUUGGCUUUGAACCAUUAAUAUUGCUUCUUAUCUGGCAAAUGGGGAUGGAUGAAUCCUCUUGAGCAAAUUAUAUAUGACGCAAUAAAAUUAUGUAUUGCAUUCCUGGCUCCAAUUCAAAUUAUAUACUAUUAUGGUUUU